AUGUGUGAAUUUAUAGCUCUCUCGCUAAUAUUAUUUUCUGUUUCAUUUGUAAUAACGGACUGCUCGUCAAGCUUUGAUCAGCGACAAACUGGAGAUUUUAAUGUACAAAUUGGAUUGAAGAAUAUACAACUAAUUGCUUUACUAAAAGGCGGGAAAGAAGAAUAUGUGGAUUACGAUUAUGCUUAUGAUUAUUCAGAAAUGACGAUAAAACCACAAAACGGUACUACACCGAAACCGUUAAACGUAGCCAGCCCGCAGGUACCAAGUAAUGGAACUACAGUGGCAUCAGUUUUGGUUCAAAAUGCUACUUCUACAGCUAAUAUUGUUCAACAACCCCUAAACUUAUCAAUAUCACAGAACGUAUCCAAUCAACUUACAAAUGUCACUGACCCCAUCAUUAUCGACACAGAAUUUACCAGCAAUAUUACACUCGCUAGCGAUUCUGAAGUAAUAAACAAUAAUGAGACAUUAUUUAACAUUACUACUGUAAAAACCGGCGAUAGUACACCGCAGACUAACGAAAUGGCUAAUAUAUCGUCUGCCACUUCUACGCAUAUUCCGGAAAUUGUAGCUGUUGAGCCUACGACAGCAAUACAAGACUCCCCGAAUAAUAUAAGUGCAACACAGAUCAGUCAUUGUAGAAGAGGCUUUGUUCAAAAUCACCAAGGAAAAUGUGAAUAUAAAGGACAUGGUACUACAAACGCACUGCGUAGAAUAGUGAAGCUUGCUCAAAAAAUUAAAAUAGGAAGAGGAUACAAGGAAACGUAA
Molecule: messenger RNA, 768 nt
Organism: Arctia plantaginis
Lineage: Eukaryota; Metazoa; Arthropoda; Insecta; Lepidoptera; Erebidae
Source: the annotation of a GenBank genome assembly